CCCAGCUGAUCCUUUCAUCGCCCACUCAUCUCUUCGAUCUGCGGCGCGGCUCCACGACACAAAGACGCGGCGGCGAGACAUGAGCUGGAGGCGGACGGAGCAUGCGAGCAACGGCGGCGGCGGCAGCGGACCCACACGACGAGCCUUCACCACGGACUAGCGUCUGGCGCGCGCAGGGAUACCGCGGAGCUCCGCCGAUGUGCGCAACAGCGGAUUUAAGGCAUCAAAGAGCGCGGAGAGCCGAAAGAAAGCCGCAUCACCGCACAAGACCGUGGUGGACAACAUGGCUAAAACUCUGCACCUCCUGCAGAAAUCGUCAGACGGCGUGCCGACCGGUCUCUCCUUGGACGUGAGCCUGGACGUGGACGCGGGGGACGGCUUCCCGGAGCGCUCGCUGGUCGGACUGUCGGACAAAAUCCCUCUGGUGAAGCCUCACUUCAAGAAGAAGCAGAGGAAAUUAGACGCCGCAUGCCUUCACCGCGCCUUGGAGGAGCCCAUGCUGAGCUCCCUGCUGGGCGGCGACAUGGCGGGGGACGGCGUCUUUGUGCCCCGGAGCCAGGCCGGACGCACCCCGGGGAACUUGUGCGCGGCGGCCGCGGCCAAACAGAACCGUUUAAGCUUGAAAGACUCGGCGGCUGAGGCGGCCGCGCCGGUGACCGCGGUCUUGCUGGCCGGCGGCGGCGACGUGGAGAUGGCGGAUGCUACUGCCGAGCUGGAGGAGGCGGAGCGGCGCGGCGAGCGACCCAAGGCGGGCCUCGUGGCUUCAGGGAGCCCGGCGGCGAUAACCGCCAGCAGGGACGUCCCUGCUCCGGCUGCACCGCAGGGUUCUCACCAGGACGGAGCCAUCAAAGGCGGCGAGCCCAAGCCCCCUCCUCUAAAAGACUGCUCCGGCCUCCAGGACCCCCACCCCCUACUCCUGCAAGCCCCCCUGCCCGACAAAGGAGAGCUUUUCCAGGAUAAAAGCGAAGAAGCGUCCCUGGACCUGGUCUUCGAGCUGCUCACCCAGCUGCAGUACCACACCCACCAGGCCGACUCGGUGGACAUUUGCGUGAACUUCCUCCAAGGACAAUGUGUGUACGGCAGCGACUGCGCUUACCACCACACCGUCCUGCCCUACCACUGGCAGAUCCACAGGAGCGACGCUCAGGCGUGGCAAAGUGUGGCCGACGAGUCCCAGGAGCAGCUGGAGAGGUUGUACUGCAACCCGGACAACGACAAAGUCAGGCUGAAGUAUCAGGGCUCGGUGUUCUCCCUGGACUUUGGCGCCAUGCGGGUGGGUGACCUGAAGUUUGACCGCGUCCGGCGACUGACCACUCCCCCCAGCCCCUUCCCCGUGCCGGGGACAACCUCAGGCCCCGCCCCCAGCUGUCACACCGUGUGGAAGUACUACUGCAGAGACAACUUUGGAUGGAGGGAAUACUCUGAGCCGGUGGUGAAGCUCAUCGAAAAGGCGACGGUGAGAGGUCUGAAGGAGGUGCGCUUCAUCACGCUGCAGAACCAGUACAUCCUGAACAUCAGGGAGGGCUUCCAGCAGAACGCCAUGUUUGGCUUCAGGCGCCAGAUCAAAAGGCGACCAAUGUUCAUGUCCUCCGUCAUGCUGGCUCCCCUCUUAGAAACCUUGGGCGGUCUGGCUUCGUCGCCGGCGUCCUGUUCUUCUUCUUCUUCCUCCUCGUCCACGUCCGCCGUCUCCCUGAUGGACGCGUCGGCGCCACACCCUCUCUCCCCGACCACGCCCGCGCUCUUUCCAGAGACCUGGUUGCCCAUGGCGAUGAGCCAGGACUUCCUGCAGGUGCCCAUGUCCCGGGACGACCGCAGCUACAGGACCGUGUACAGCCUGUUCCACAAGACCGUGUCCGAGACCAAGUUCAGGAUCAUCAAGAUCCUGCGGGUGCAGAACCCUUUCCUCUGGGAGAAGUACAAGAGGAAGAAGGAGUACAUGUCGCGGCGCAUGUCUGAGAUGGAGCGGCUGCUGAGCGAGCGCCACCUCUUCCACGGCACCUCGGCAGACGUGGUGGAAGGCAUCUGCAAACACAACUUUGACCCGCGUGUGUGUGGCAAGCACGCCACCAUGUUCGGUCAGGGCUCUUACUUCGCACGCAAGGCCGUCUACUCGCACAACUUCUCCAAGCGCUCGCCCAAAGGAGUCCACUGCAUGUUCUUGGCCAAAGUCCUCACUGGCAGGUUCACGGUGGGGAACCCCUCCAUGCGGCGCCCGCCCCCCGUCAGUCCCCGAGACGCCUCCAGUGACCUUUAUGACUCGUGUGUGGACAACUGGGUGGAGCCUCAGAUCUACGUCAUCUUCAACGAUGACCAGAGCUACCCUUACUUUGUCAUCCACUAUGAGGAGGUGCCCAGCACCGUCGCCCUCUGACUCCCACCCCGCCCCGCAUCAACAACACCCGGACUCCCAGGGACUCUUUGCAGACCUCGGACGCCACUCAACUGGAAGCGACUGGAGCGUCACUCAGUACUCAGCAGGUGUACUACAGUACUACAGAACACCUACCUUAGUACUAUAGUACUUCAGUACGUGUACAUCAGGGGUGUCCAACUUGCAACACCACCACUACUCCAACUACCAUUGCUGACAUCCGCUAGCCCGACGUAAAUGCUAACGUUAGCGUGCUAACAGUCAGAAUACGCAAUGUACCGAGUCAUAUGAUCAUGAAGCCUACGCAUGUUAGCUUUAAAUACAAAUUUAAAAAAAGUUAGCAUGCUAACGUUAGCAUGCUGACAGUUAGCAUGUAUUAACACCAAGCUAAAGGUGUUUGGCAUGUAAAAUUGGCUGAAAAGGUUAUCAUGCUAAUGUUGGCAUGAUGGCAGUUAGCACAUGUCAAGUAGCAAGGUCUAUGAUGUUUUUCGGCUGCAACAUAGCCACAAAAUGGUUAGCAUGCUAACAUAAACAUUAUAGCAUGCUAUUUUUGGGGGGAAAUGUAGAAAGUACCAAGUCGUUUGACCGUGAAGCGUAUGGAUGUAAAGUUAGCUAAAAAAAAACAAAAAAAAAAGUUAGCAUGCUAACCAUAGCGUCUGCUAAGUACCAAAUUAUGACGUUUUCAGCUGCAAAAUUGGCAAAUAAAUUAAAUGCUUAUGAUAGCAUGUUAAACAAUUGAAAUACGUCAAGUACCAAGUCUUAUGACCACGAAGCGUACACAUGUCAAUUUAGCUAAAAAAAAAAGGCAUGUUAGCGUUAGCAUGCCAACAGUUGGUAUGUAUUAAGUACCAAGUUAUAUGACUCGAGAUGUCUGGCUGAAAAAAUGAUCAUGCUAAUGUUAGCACGUGUCAAUUAAGUCAUAUGACCAUGAAGCGUACAUAUGUAAAAUUAGCUUAAAAAGUUGUCAUGCUAACAAUUAGCAUGUGGUGAGUACCAAAUUAUAUGACUCGAGGUGUUUUUCUGUAAAAUUGGCUGAAAAAGUUAUCAUGCUAAUGUUAGCACGUGGCAAGUACCAAGUCGUACGACCAUGAAGCGUGCAUAUGUCAAAUUAGCUUAAAAAAAGUUGGCAUGCUAACAAUUAGUUGUGUUAAGUACCAAAUUAUAAGAGAUGUUUUGCUGUAAAAUUGGCUGAAAAAGUUAUCAUGCUAAUGUUAGCACGUGUCAAUUAAAUCCUAUGACCAUGAAGCGUACAUAUGUCAAAUUAGCUGAAAAAAGUUGGCAUGCUAACAAUUAGCAUGUAGUUAGUACCAAGUUAUAUGAUUGAAGAGAUAUUUGACUGUAAAAUUGGCUGAAAAAGUUAUCAUGCUAAUGUUAGCAUGUGUCAAGUACCAAAUCAUACGACCAUGAAGCGUGCAUAUGUCAAAUUAGCAAAAAAAAAAGUUGUCAUGCUAACAAUUAGCAUGUGUUAAGUACCAAAUUAUAAGAGAUGUUUGGCUGUAAAAUUGGCUAAAAAAGUUAUUUUAAUGUUAGCACGUGGCAAGUACAAAGUCAUAUGAUCCUGAAGCGUACAUAUGUCAAAUUAGCUAAAAAAGUUGGCAUGCUAACAAUUAGCAUGUAGUUAGUACCAAGUUAUAUGAUUGAAGAGAUAUUUGACUGUAAAAUUGGCUGAAAAAGUUAUGCUAAUGUUAGCAUGUGUCAAGUACCAAGUCAUACGACCAUGAAGCGUGCAUAUGUCAAAUUAGCAACAAAAAAAGUUGUCAUGCUAACAAUUAGCAUGUGUUAAGUACCAAAUUAUAAGAGAUGUUUUGCUGUAAAAUUGGCUGAAAAAGUUAUCAUGCUAAUGUUAGCACGUGUCAAUUAAAUCAUAUGACCAUGAAGCGUACAUCUGUAAAAUUAGCUUAAAAAGUUGGCAUGCUAACAAUUAGCAUGUAGUUAGUACCAAGUUAUAUGAUUGAAGAGAUAUUUGACUGUAAAAUUGGCUGAAAAAGUUAUCAUGCUAAUGUUAGCAUGUGUCAAGUACCAAAUCAUACGACCAUGAAGCGUGCAUAUGUCAAAUUAGCAAAAAAAAAGUUGUCAUGCUAACAAUUAGCAUGUGUUAAGUACCAAAUUAUAAGAGAUGUUUGGCUGUAAAAUUGGCUAAAAAAGUUAUUUUAAUGUUAGCACGUGUCAAGUACAAAGUCAUAUGAUCCUGAAGCGUACAUAUGCCAAAUUAGCGAAAAAAGUUGGCAUGCUAACAAUUAGCAUGUAGUUAGUACCAAGUUAUAUGAUUGAAGAGAUAUUUGACUGUAAAAUUGGCUGAAAAAGUUAUCAUGCUAAUGUUAGCAUGUGUCAAGUACCAAAUCAUACGACCAUGAAGCGUACAUAUGUCAAAUUAGCAAAAAAAAGUUGUCAUGCUAACAAUUAGCAUGUGUUAUGCACCAAAUUAUGAGAUGUUUGGCUGUAAAAUUAGCUAAAAAAGUUGGCAUGCUAACAGUUAGCAUGUAGUUAGUACCAAGUUAUAUGAUUGAAGAGAUAUUUGACUGUAAAAUUGGCUGAAAAAGUUAUCAUGCUAAUGUUAGCAUGUGUAAAGUACCAAAUCAUACGACCAUGAAGCGUACAUAUGUCAAAUUAGCAACAAAAAAAAGUUGUCAUGCUAACAAUUAGCAUGUGUUAAGUACCAAAUUAUAAGAGAUGUUUGGCUGAAAAAGUUAUCACGCUAAUGCAUGCAUGCUAACAGUUAGCACGUGUCAAGUUCUACGAGUUUGACAAAAUUGGCUAAAAACGUUAGCAUGCUACCGUUAGCAUUGCUGCUGGAGGCUGAGCCAAUCAGAGGCCCCGAUGCUGAGCAGUGACAGUUUUGGUCUGUUCCAAUGUCAAAUACGUGUCUAUUGUUGACAUUUUCACUUCAUUUGCACAUUUAAAAAUGCAUCAUCAGGGCAACAUUUGCGAUGUUGUUUUUUUUUUACUGUUAGCACAAAGCUAAGAAGUUGUGUUUAGCAUUCAUGGAUUGAACUCUCUUGUCUGGCUUUUGACAUCUUUCUUGUGCAAAAUGUAUCAAAGUUUGGACACCCCUGGUUUUUAUGCGCGGGAAAUUGUAACCAAAGUGAUGAAAUUUGACUAAAAAAAGAUUUCUUUGGAUGAAUCUUCUGGAAUGUCUGCUUACUAUUUCUGUUUUUUUAUUUCAGGAAAACCAUUUUCACACUGAAUUUAAUUAGCUGCAUGUUUUGCACUAAACAUGGCGGGGAAAAAGGAGUCACUAAUUGAUGUUUUAGCGUGAAAGAAGAAAUGAGCAUCAAGAAAACAAAGAGUGGGAUAAAAGAAGGCUCGGUGAGCGUGUGGCCCACUCACUGACUGUACUGACACUGCACUGAUACCCUGUGUCCUUACAGUUGUUACAAAUAUAUCCUGUUUCAGUACAAAACAUGCAUUUAAUUCAACUUUUAUUAAAACCAUCUAAAAACUAAAAAAAUGUUUACAUAAAGUGUGAAAAAAUAAAAAUAAAAUUCUGCUUGUGGCCCCUCCGUA
Nerophis ophidion (straightnose pipefish) is the source of this 5875-nucleotide messenger RNA. RefSeq names its product TCDD-inducible poly(ADP-ribose) polymerase (gene tiparp). The coding region runs from base 284 to 2371 and encodes 695 amino acids. The transcript has 7 exons. Gene Ontology annotation, molecular function: zinc ion binding; NAD+ poly-ADP-ribosyltransferase activity. The record is from RefSeq and is a predicted model, not a curated record. NCBI's taxonomy places the organism in Eukaryota, Metazoa, Chordata, Actinopteri, Syngnathiformes, Syngnathidae.